This is a messenger RNA of Macrosiphum euphorbiae (potato aphid), 483 nucleotides long. NCBI's taxonomy places the organism in Eukaryota, Metazoa, Arthropoda, Insecta, Hemiptera, Aphididae. The record is from the annotation of a GenBank genome assembly.
AUGGACAAGUUUCCCAACUCGGAAGAAUUUGGCCCUAUUUUUUCGAAAACGAGAGAGAAGAAGCAGUGGCUAUCAACUCUUAGCGUUACCUCGGUAUGCUCCAAGAAUUUCUCAUCCCUCAUCUCGAAGGAAAAUGAAGUUGACUUAGAAAAAAUUUGGUUUCAACAAGACGCAGCCACGGCUCACACCGCGAGAGUUUCCAUUGCUUUUUUGCAAACAAUAUUCCCCGGGCGCGUUAUUUCCCGACAUGGUGACGUUCCCUGGCCUCCGCGCUCCCCCAAUAGCACUCCCAGUGACUUUUUCCUUUGGGGCUACCUAAAGUUAAAAGUGUAUGUGGACAAACCAAGAAACAUUCAGGAGUUGAAGGAGUCAAUUAGACGUGAAAUUGUCGAAAUUUCGGACGAUAUGGUGAAGAAAGUGAUGGGCAACUUCAGGGACCGUCUAGAGCAGUGCAUCGCCGAAGAGGGUCGUCAUUUAAAUUAA